Messenger RNA from Anastrepha ludens (Mexican fruit fly), 1614 nucleotides. RefSeq lists its product as uncharacterized. The transcript is spliced from 6 exons. Bases 224 to 1351 code for a protein of 375 amino acids. The record is from RefSeq and is a predicted model, not a curated record. NCBI's taxonomy places the organism in Eukaryota, Metazoa, Arthropoda, Insecta, Diptera, Tephritidae.
CGGAGUUACGAGUAGAUAGAUGUUGGUCAGUUUGUAAAUUUGGCUUAGUUAAAUUCAAUCCACUUGCGCGCGCAGUCAUUACUGAUACGACGGAGUUUUCUGCUAUUUUCGUUUCUUUACCAAUUUUGUCCGUGGUUUCGAUUCCCGAAUUUGAUUUCAUGCCCAUUGUGCAUGUACGGGGAGAAUCAAUAGAUGCGUCAGUUACAUUUUUAGAAUCUCAAGAAUGUGCGCAUUUCAGUUACGCCUCUAUUAUAAUGCAAAGUUGAUUAAUAUGAAUGUGCUCACGAUCGCAUUAGCAGUGACGAUAGCAGUGGAAACUACAGGAUAUGAACUAAUUCAAAUGAUGCCAAAUGCCGCUUCGAAUGUACUACAAGCGUCAUCAACUCCGCACAGCAAUAAUGAGACCCCACAUAAAACUUUCCCAGAGCAAAUUGGAAAAAAAGAAGAAUUUUUCGAAAGCAACUCAAAUCAACCGCAUUCGAGACGAAAACGUUUGGUGUGGAUAACUGAUGAUGGCCGACUCGCGUUACCACCAGGCACCUCACUUACAUUUACCCCUACUAUAGCAAUGCCUUUGGUCCGACAUCCACCAGAAGGAUUCUUUUCAAAUGUAUCAAUUAGCUUCCCAUUGACAAUUGAUUUUGACAAGCUCGGCUUGACGGACGAGUCGAACCCACUGGGUGAUUUACCACCCAUUUUCACAAGACAAUUUGGUCGGUCAACAGGUCACGUGCUUGGGGAUUACAUGGCGCGUUAUCUCCACUACAAAAGUAAACGUGAUUUGGCUGCUCAAAGUGAAUCCUUCGGUAAGGAGUCUCCUUUUUUUCAAAUAAGAAAAGAGAGACAGAACGAAGAAAAUUUGGACCUACCCCGACUGCCAGAACGUUUUAAACAUGCAUUCCAUGGUGGAGAGAGAGUUAUGCUCUAUGGAGUUGUAGAAGAUUUACUUGGGACUUUCGGGAUUAAUGGCAAGGCAUGUCUUCUGCGUACCAUAUGCGAAGUGCAUUCCCGGAGUAUAAAUCAUUUUGGCGUUUUCGGUGAAAUAACGAAAUUAUUUUUAACCGCAACUAGUUCACCAUUCGCUGAUCUGAUACCGGAAUAUGUUCGUGCGCAGGAAAUAGGAGAAGGCCGCAAAGCUCCUGGUGAAUGUUUUCCAUAUUAUAAACAGUGUCCAAAGAGUAUAUUUAAAGCCGCACAGAAGGAGAAAUAUAGGGAAUCACAUUCAGACAAUUAUGGGGAAUCACGAGACAAUGAGGUUAUCAAGCAAAAGUUGCCCGAUGAAUUAAAUAGGUUCACUUCUGUGAAGUCAACCGAUUCGCCUCAUGAAACCAGACAAAUAUUCAGCAUGUAAAAAAACACCUGUUAAAACACUACUUCAAGCUGUGAAGGAAAUUAAUUUUCAUGAAAAUGCAUAGCUUGAGUUAGUUUUCAAUGAAAGUCAUUUUUUAGCAAAUUGCUCAUCAGUCUAAGUCGAAUUUAAUAGCUAAUUAAUCUUUUAAUAUAAUUACAGUAUUUAUUGUUCUUAAAUGCGUAUUGCGCAUUGGUAUGUGUAAAUAUUAAAUUGGAUGAUAUUUAUUCUUCCUUAGAAAAUAAUAGUGAAUUGUAAGAUAUAAA